CUUUUCUCUCAAUUAUCGUUAUCAAUUGUUAAUAUAAAAUUAAGGGAACUUCAACGUGAGAAAGUGUGGUCACGUAUAUAUUUGGUUCCUUUGUUACAAGCAGAAUUAGAUCGUGAUUCUUACAGAAGAUCACUUGCAACUCUAGCAAAAGAAGAAGAAAUAAUGAAAGAUGUUCCAGGUUGGAAAGUAGGAGAAAGUGUUUAUAAUAACAAGAAAAGAUUUAUUCCACCUUCAAUUGUGGUUAUACCAGAACAUUAA
Molecule: messenger RNA, 258 nt
Organism: Entrophospora sp. SA101
Lineage: Eukaryota; Fungi; Glomeromycota; Glomeromycetes; Entrophosporales; Entrophosporaceae
Source: the annotation of a GenBank genome assembly